Salmo salar (Atlantic salmon) is the source of this 714-nucleotide messenger RNA. The record is from RefSeq and is a predicted model, not a curated record. Lineage: Eukaryota; Metazoa; Chordata; Actinopteri; Salmoniformes; Salmonidae.
GCAUAUAUACCAGGGGUGCAGAUGAACCCCUUUCAUCGACAGGAUCAUACAGCAACCAUGAUUUCUCUGGUCUUCGUUCUGCUCAUUGGAGCCGCUUUCGCCACAGAGGACGACAAGAUCGUCGGAGGGUAUGAGUGCAAGGCCUACUCCCAGGCCCACCAGGUGUCUCUGAACUCUGGAUACCACUUCUGUGGUGGCUCCUUGGUCAAUGAGAACUGGGUUGUGUCUGCUGCUCACUGCUACAAGUCCCGUGUGGAGGUGCGUCUGGGCGAGCACAACAUCAAGGUGACUGAAGGUAGCGAGCAGUUCAUCUCUUCAUCCCGCGUGAUCCGUCACCCCAACUACAGCUCCUACAACAUCGAUAAUGACAUCAUGCUGAUCAAACUGAGCAAACCCACCACCCUCAACACCUACGUGCAGCCUGUUGCUCUGCCCACCAGCUGUGCCCCCGCUGUCACCAUAUGUACCGUCUCUGGAUGGGGCAGCACCAUGAGCUCCACUGCUGACAGCAACAAGCUGCAGUGCCUGAACAUCCCCAUCCUGUCCUACAGCGACUGUAACAACUCCUACCCUGGCAUGAUCACCAACGCCAUGUUCUGUGCUGGAUACCUGGAGGGAGGCAGGACUCUUGCCAGGGGUGACUCUGGUGGCCCUGUGGUGUACAAUGUUUGCAUCUUCAAUGACUGGCUGACCAGCACCAUGGCCUCCUGCUAA